Olea europaea var. sylvestris is the source of this 2301-nucleotide messenger RNA. RefSeq lists its product as uncharacterized. The record is from RefSeq and is a predicted model, not a curated record. Bases 1 to 2301 code for a protein of 766 amino acids. Gene Ontology annotation, molecular function: nucleic acid binding; zinc ion binding. NCBI's taxonomy places the organism in Eukaryota, Viridiplantae, Streptophyta, Magnoliopsida, Lamiales, Oleaceae. The transcript has 2 exons.
AUGCCGUCAAGGAGACGUCCUGAAGCCCGUGAUGCCCCAGUAGAGGAGGUACAUAGACGUGAUGAAGUCGCACAGCUACGUCAACAAGUGGAAUUGUUGACGCGGCAGAUCGCUGCGCUUAUGCCGCAGCAGCCUACGCCUACGGGUCAACAGCUUGGGGAUUUCGAUAAUGAGAAUCCAUUUGCACUGCUUGAACAGCCAUUGGAUCUGCCAGUUCACCGGAGAAGGGGUGGUCAGGAAGACAACCGACGUUGGGAAUCAGGAUUUAAGGUGGAUAUUCCAGAAUUUCAUGGUGGGUUGAGUCCAGAGGAAUUCUUGGAUUGGGUGACUGCAGUGAAGAAGGUCUUGGAGUUUAAAGAGGUUCAUGCCGAUAAAUGUGUGCCUCUCGUUGCAACGAGGCUUCGUGGGCGAGCAGCCGCGUGGUGGCAACAGACUAAGGUGACAAGAUCGAGGCUAGGGAAACCUAAGCUUGCAUCGUGGGACAAAUUGAAGAAACAAUUUCUGCCUUACAAUUAUGUACGGACCAUGUACCAACAACUGCAGAAUCUGCGUCAAGGUGGGAAAACGGUUAGUGACUAUACCACGAAUUUUUAUAUGUUGAUUACGAGGAACGAGAUGAUGGAGACGGAGGAGCAGUUGGUGUCACGGUACGUGGGUGGUCUUCGUCCCCAAAUACAGGAUACUCUCAAUAUGUUUGAUCCUAUAACAGUUUCUGAAGCACAUCAAAGGGUGGCACGUCUUGAUAAUCCUGCUCAAUCUGGUCCUCCUAGAACAAAUCCUGCCCAACAACCAACACGUCCUGUGGUUGGUAUUCGUUGUUUUGGAUGCGAAGUUACAGGCCACAGGCAGUCUGAGUGCCCAAAGAAUCCGCGCAAGGGACUCUUUGUUGAUGAGGGAAAUGGCGAUUAUGAAGGUCCGCCUGUAUUUGACGGUGAGGGCGGAGAAGAAGCAACAGAAGAAGAAGAGUUUGUGGUUGGUGAUGUGGGUCAGGCACUGGUGGUGAGGAGGAAUUUCCUGACUCCUUUGGAGAAUAACACUGAUUGGUUGCAUAAUAAUAUCUUUCAAUCAACAUGUACUGUUGGAGGGAAGGUGUGCAAAUUUGUUAUUGAUUCUGGUAGUUGCGAGAAUGUGGUAGCUGAGGAGGUCGUUAAGAAGCUGGGUUUGCAGACUGAGAAACAUCCCAAACCUUAUAAAUUAGCCUGGCUGAAAAGAGGCAAUGACGUAGAAGUGUCUCAACGUGCUAGAAUCAGCUUCUCCAUCGGACCUACCUACAAGGAUCAGGUCUCAUGUGAUGUAGUAGAGAUGGAUGCAUGUCAUUUACUAUUAGGGAGGCCGUGGCAGUUUGACAGGCACUCACUGCAUGAUGGAUAUACCAACACGUACAGCUUUCUGUUUGGGGGAAAGAAAAUUGCGUUACUACCGGAUAAGGGUUCAGUACAGGCAGUCGAGAACAAUGCCAAUUUACUGACCAGAAAGAAGUUCGAGACAGAGAUGGAGGAGUCUGGGGUAGUGUAUGUGCUGAUUGGAAAGUCGAUUGACAGUGAGCAUGAAGUCCCUCUCGCAGUUCAGCCAUUGCUAAAGGAGUUUCAUGAAGUUUUCCCAGAAGAGCCUCCUGAUGGACUACCACCACUGUGGGAUAUUCAGCAUCAGAUUGACUUGGUGCCUGGAGCUGCCCUACCUAACCGAGCGCAUUACAGAAUGAGCCCCACUGAGCAUGAAGAGUUGCGCAGGCAAGUUGAGGAGCUUCUGGCAAAAGGACACAUCAGGGAGAGUCUUAGUCCCUGUGUUGUUCCUGCUCUUCUCACACCGAAGAAGGAUGGCACGUGGCGCAUGUGCGUGGAUAGUAGGGCAAUCAAUAAGAUUACGGUGCAUUACCGCUUUCCUAUUCCCCACCUAGAUGACUUAUUGGAUCAGCUUACCGGUGCUUGUGUGUUUAGCAAGCUUGAUUUGAAGAGUGGGUACCAUCAGAUUCGGAUCAGACGUGGGGAUAAAUGGAAGACCGCAUUUAAGACGAGGGAAAGAUUGUACGAGUGGUUAGUCAUGCCCUUUGGCCUCUCAAAUGCGCCCAGUACAUUUAUGCGGGUUAUGAAUCAAGCUCUUCGCCCAUUCAUCGGUAAAUUUGUUGUGGUCUACUUUGAUGAUAUUUUAAUUUAUAAUGCUAGUGAUGAUGAACAUGUUCGGCACCUUCGGGAAGUUCUUUCAGUUCUUCGCAGGGAUAAAUUCUAUGCUGAAGUGAAGAAGUGUUCCUUUCUCACUGAUAAUGUGGCGUUCCUGGGUUAUUGGUGUCGAAGGUGGGGUUAG